GCUCUCUCCAGCACAACUCGUCCUCUGAACGGCUAGCAAAGAGCAGGAAAGAGGCAUCAUUGCGCAGAGAAGAUAGUCGAGAGCACAGCCGGCUGAUCAAGUGUGCGAACGGCACGAAGGCGCAAGCGAGCAGGCAUAAAUUGACGGUGCGCGGAGGACGGGAAGACCGUGUGCAGGCACACUUUUUCUGUUCGGCCCUCGCCUUUUCGAUCGAUCGUGGAUUGUGGCUGGCAGGUCGCCCCAUCCCCGACGUCAACCCUUCUCUUUCACUUUCCAUAUCUUCGCCCACGCACCCCGUCGCUCCUUCGUCUCAUACCCCCUCCCUGGCUACUGUACCGCUCAUCUAACGACCCCUCAUGUCCUCGACUAGCGCGUCGAACGCGACGAGCGCGUCGACGUCGACGUUCAUCACUGCGCUCGUCUUCAACGCUGCGGUCUUCGGUAUCGAACUCGGCAUCUUCACCCUCGUCCGUCCCUUCUUCCCCGCGAUAUACCAGCCGCGGACGUACAUCCCCAAGAAAACUCGCCGCGCGGCUGAACUCUCCAAGAACAUCCUCCUAUGGCCAUGGGCUGUGUUCAAUGCAAACUACCAUGAAAUCCGUUCCAAGACGGGAAUGGACGCCUACUUCUUCGUGCGCUUCUUGCGCAUGAUGGUACGGGUUCUUGUUCCCAUCUGGCUCGUUUCGUGGGCCAUCCUUCUCCCCGCCACCGGCGUUCGCUCGGACCCCGGCACCCUUACCGGCCUCGAUCGUUUCACUUUCGGCAACGUUCCCCCCAACCAACAAUCUCGCUACGCCGCACACAUUAUCCUUGCAUGGUUUUUCACUAUUUGGAUUGGGUGGAACGUCCGCCACGAGAUGAAGCACUUCGUUACUGCCCGCCAGAAGUGGCUCAUCGAACCCGAGAACGCGUCAUCCGCGAUGGCGAGCACUGUGCUCAUCACCGGUGUACCGCGGCACUACCUCACCGAGGCCGCACUCACCAAGCUGUUCUCGCACCUGCCCGGUGGCGUUCGCAAGGUUUGGCUCAACCGGGACCUGAAAGAUAUGCCGGACAUCUAUGAGCGUCGGUUGGCUGCGGCCAAGAAGCUCGAGUCCGCGGAGGUCAACCUCGUUAACACGGCCGUUAAGCUUCACAACAAGAAGCAGAAGGCAGACGUGAAGGCCUCGAAGAAGGCAGGCAAGGGCGACCAGCGCAUGUCUAUGGAUACUGCGAACGAUGCUCGCCCGCUCACGGCCCCCAGCAUCGUUGACGCCGAGCAGGGCGAAGUCACCCUCGCCGAGAAGCUCGUCCCGAAGAACAAGCGCCCCUCUCACCGUCUGCCUGUAGCCUCUUGGAUGCCGUUCUCGCUCCCGCUCAUGGGCAAGCAGGUCGACACGAUCGAGUGGGCUCGCCAAGAGCUGACUGAGACCAACCAGCUCCUGCACGAGGCGCGCCGCCAACUUGCACGCGACGUUACGACAACCUCGAACAUCCCCGAGGCGAACACCAACCACCCGGAUGCGCUCAAGGCCGACCCUGGCUCCGCGCAGAUGUACCCCGCGCUGAACUCCGCAUUCAUCCUCUUCAACAACCAGAUCGCGGCGCACAUGGCUGCGCAGGUGCUCACGCAUCACAUGCCGUACAGGAUGGCCACCAAGACCGUCGGCGUCUCUCCCAAGGACGUCGUGUGGAGCAACUUGAACAUGAACCCGUACGAGGCGCGCAUUCGCACCGCUAUCAGCUGGGCUAUCACUGUCGGCUUGAUCAUCGUGUGGGCUAUUCCUGUCGCGUUCAUUGGUGUGGUGUCGAACGUCCACUCGCUGUGCGCUACGUACAGUUGGCUGGCAUGGCUCUGCGAUCUCCCUCCCGUCAUCGUUGGCAUCAUCUCCGGUAUCCUUCCUCCUGCGUUGCUCGCGGUCCUCAACAUGCUGCUUCCCAUCAUCCUGCGCUUGCUUGCACGCUUCCAAGGAACUACGCAGCGGACGACGAUCGAGCUUAGCUUGAUGUCGCGGUACUUCCUGUUCCUCGUGAUUAACUCGUUCCUUGUCGUCACUCUCUCGUCCGGUAUCAUCACCGCGCUCCCCGACCUUGUCAAGAACCCCAACGGGAUUCCUGCCCUGCUCGCUAAGAACCUUCCUAAGGCGUCGAGUUUCUUCCUCACGUACAUCGUGCUUCAAGGAUUGUCCGGUACCGCAGCCGGCUUCUUGCAGGUCGUCCCCCUCGUUCUGUACUACGUGAAGCUGUUCAUCCUUGGAUCUACCCCUCGCUCGAUCUACAACAUCAAGUACACGCUCCGCUCCGUAGCAUGGGGCACACUAUUCCCUUCGAUCACCUUGCUCGUCGUCAUUACUAUCGCAUACAGCAUUAUCUCCCCGAUCAUCAACGGCCUCUCAGCGGUCAUGUUCUUCCUGUUCUACCAGAUGUAUAAGUACCUCUUCAUCUGGCAGCUCGACGGACAGCAGGUUGGCGAGACGGGUGGCAUGUUCUUCCCCCGCGCUAUCCAGCACGUCUUCGUCGGCAUGUACCUCCAGCAAAUCUGCCUCGCCGCUCUGUUCUUCCUCGCUCAGGACGACAAAGGCAAACCGAGCGGUGUCAUUGAGGGCGCGCUGAUGAUUGUCCUGAUCGUGUUCACCAUCUUCUUCCACAUGAUUAUCAACAACUCGUACGGCCCCCUGAACCACUACCUCCCUCUCACGCUCGCGGACUCGACGUUCUCGACGGACCCGAACGCGGCCGCCGCUGCGCAGGAGCUCGACGACCAAGCCUCGUACAAGGAAGGCGACGCCGAGAACGGCGAGAAGCGCAUCGCGCGCAAGCGCAUCAGCCCCUCACGGUCGAUUGACUCUCAGUCCUCGGGUGCCGCCACGCGCGGCAAGGCCAUGGGCGUCUCGACGGUCGAGGACACCGCGACCCCCGGCAGCCCGGGCAUCGAGCAGGACGAGGAGGAGGAGGAUACCCCAAAUUCGAUUACUGGGGUGGACGAGGACGCGGGCCCGAAGGACUUCUACCACCCGGCGAGCGUGGAGCCGCAGCCGACGAUCUGGCUGCCGCGCGACCCGCUCGGGCUCGGGGAGGCGGAGGAGCGCGCGAACCGCGCGGCGGGCAUCAAGGUGUCGACGGUGGACGCGGUCAUGGACGGGAAGGGGCACGUCGAUAUCUCGGGGCCGCCGCCCGACCUCGUGCUGUGAUUCUGCGAUUCUGAGGAGCGCGAGUGUUUGGUUAGAGACUGAGACUGUUGCGUGAUCGUGUUACAUUACAACUAUCAUCGUGUAUUACUAGUAGUGUUCCUAUGAACGAUGGCCUGGCGAGUUUGUGCACCGCGCGCGUGUCUGGCUGGGGUGCCGGACGCGCGAGCUUAUACCACUCUUUCCCGUGUAGGGUCCUUUUAUAUACACCUGCAAUUCGAGUUGCUUCCUUC
Messenger RNA from Trametes versicolor FP-101664 SS1, 3400 nucleotides. Its product is annotated as DUF221-domain-containing protein. Lineage: Eukaryota; Fungi; Basidiomycota; Agaricomycetes; Polyporales; Polyporaceae. Gene Ontology annotation, cellular component: plasma membrane. Bases 357 to 3170 code for a protein of 937 amino acids. The record is from RefSeq and is a predicted model, not a curated record. The transcript has 10 exons. Gene Ontology annotation, molecular function: calcium-activated cation channel activity.